CUCAGGAGGCAGUUCAUCUUAUUAGCUCAAGAAACAUGGCAGAGCAGGUCACGGAGAUGGUGAUCAAAGUGGAUCUUCAGUGUUGUCGCUGUUCCAAGAAGAUCAAGAAAAUCCUGUGUGAGAUCCCUCAAGUAAAAGAUCUAAUCUUUGACGAGAAACAAAACAAGGUGAAGAUCAAAGUGGUGGGUUGCGAUCCCGAGAAGGUCCGGCAAAAGAUAUGUUGCAAGGGAAGAGCUUUCAUUUUAGGCAUCGACAUCAUACCCCCCGAGCCACCAAAAAAAAAAGAACCAAAAAAAGAAGAAAAAAAAACAGAAGAAAAAAAAGAGGUUAUACUUCCAACUCCAGAACCCUCCAAAAAACCUCCACCGGUGAUAGGUUACCCACCGGGGUAUAUGAUGGGGAAGGUGUAUGUUUGUAUCUCAUGUCAUCAUGGGGGUUGUGGUUGGUUCUGUCCAUGUAACUGUCACUGCGGAGGCCCACCAAUAUGCGCUGAUGGAUGCGGGAGGCCACCCCACGAGUGCAUAUGCAAGAGGCCACCGAUGUGCCAUUAUGGGUGCGGGAGGCCGGCCUACGAGUGCAGUUGCCAGAGACCCAUUUACCCGUGGUGUUGCGAUCGCUACAGCUAUGGAAACGCCUCUUCAUCAUGGACCCUGCAUGGCUGUGACUACGGAAGGCCGCCAGCAUGCACCAAUGCCGGUUACGACUGCGACACUUCCUGCACGCUCAUGUGAGGAGAGUUUUGAAGUAUUUGUCAAAAUCAGGUCUUUAUUUCCACGACUUGGUGUUUUUAUGAGAUCUGUCGGAUCACGACAUGGAUCUUCUUCCCGCACGAUAUUUCCUUUACUGCCUCAAUAAAUACCAAUUAUUGAGUUAUGAAAA
This is a messenger RNA of Eucalyptus grandis, 879 nucleotides long. Its product is annotated as protein PYRICULARIA ORYZAE RESISTANCE 21. The record is from RefSeq and is a predicted model, not a curated record. The coding region runs from base 36 to 731 and encodes 231 amino acids. Lineage: Eukaryota; Viridiplantae; Streptophyta; Magnoliopsida; Myrtales; Myrtaceae. The transcript has 3 exons. Gene Ontology annotation, molecular function: metal ion binding.